GGCGACCACGAACUUAGUCCAGUCCUGCAUCUCACUUUUCUGCGUUUCCUUUCUCUUCCGACUCAAACUUUCCUAUCGGUCAAGUCUUUCCUUCCCUCUCCUUUCGUCUUCGUCUUCUCUUCUCGUACAUACUAUUCUUGGUUCUUAUAGAAUCUUCUCGCAUACACAAUGGCUUCUCAGAACGGUACCAAUGGCUCUGCUGCCAACAGCUUCACCGUCAAGGCCGGUCUGGCUCAGAUGCUGAAGGGUGGCGUGAUCAUGGACGUUGUCAACGCGGAGCAGGCUCGCAUCGCGGAAGAGGCCGGUGCUGCCGCCGUCAUGGCCCUCGAGCGCGUCCCCGCCGAUAUCAGAGUGGAGGGUGGCGUGGCCCGCAUGUCGGACCCCGCCAUGAUCAAGGAAAUCAUGGAGGCCGUCACCAUCCCCGUCAUGGCCAAGGCCCGUAUCGGACACUUUGUUGAAUGCCAGAUCCUUGAAGCCAUCGGCAUCGACUACAUCGACGAGUCCGAAGUCCUGACCCCCGCCGACGACGUCUACCACGUCACCAAGCACCACUACAAGGUUCCCUUCGUGUGCGGCUGCCGCAACCUGGGCGAGGCCCUGCGCCGCAUCUCCGAGGGAGCCGCCAUGAUCCGCACCAAGGGCGAGGCCGGCACCGGCGAUGUCGUGGAAGCCGUCAAGCACAUGCGCCAGGUCAACGCGGACAUUGCGCGCGCCCGCGCCAUCCUGCAGUCUUCUCCGGACUACGAGCCCGAGCUGCGCGCGCUGGCGCGUCAGCUGGAGGUGCCCUACGAGCUGCUCCGCGAGACGGCCGAGAAGGGCCGUCUGCCCGUGGUGAACUUCGCGGCCGGUGGCGUGGCCACACCCGCCGAUGCGGCGCUCAUGAUGCAGCUGGGCUGCGAUGGCGUGUUCGUCGGGUCCGGCAUCUUCAAGUCGGGCGAUGCGAAGAAGCGCGCCAAGGCGAUCGUGCAGGCCGUCACCCACUUCAAGGACCCCAAGGUGCUGGCCCAGGUCAGCGAGGGUCUGGGUGAGGCGAUGGUCGGGAUCAACGUGUCGCAGAUGUCCGAGGCUGACCGGCUGGCUAAGCGGGGGUGGUAGAUUGAGUGGUAGAUGUUGUUCUGUUGUUUGCAGCGUUUAAAAGUUGGACAAGACUUGUGUAUGCCUAGAGCGGUGUAUGUAUGUACAGUGGAUAUCAUGAGCCAUGAUGAUUUGGAUUCG
Messenger RNA from Aspergillus heteromorphus CBS 117.55, 1215 nucleotides. Its product is annotated as pyridoxal 5'-phosphate synthase subunit PdxS. The record is from RefSeq and is a predicted model, not a curated record. Lineage: Eukaryota; Fungi; Ascomycota; Eurotiomycetes; Eurotiales; Aspergillaceae. The transcript is spliced from 3 exons. Gene Ontology annotation, molecular function: amine-lyase activity. The coding region runs from base 169 to 1095 and encodes 308 amino acids. Gene Ontology annotation, biological process: pyridoxine biosynthetic process; pyridoxal 5'-phosphate biosynthetic process; amino acid metabolic process.